AUGGCAAAUUGUGAGGCGCCCUACUCAUUGGAUGACUUUUUGAAACUCGAAAAAAUCGGAGAAGGAACCUAUGGAGUUGUAUAUAAAGGAAAAAACAAAAGGACGAAUGAGUUGGUGGCGAUGAAGAAAAUUCGAUUGGAAAGCGAAGAUGAAGGAGUUCCAUCGACGACAGUUCGCGAGAUUUCAUUGCUUAAAGAGUUGCAACAUCCGAAUGUUGUUGGAUUGGAGGCGGUUAUUAUGCAAGAGAAUCGAUUAUAUUUGAUCUUUGAGUUUCUUUCGUCGGAUCUCAAAAAAUAUAUGGAUAAAUUGAAGAAGGAUGAAUAUCUCGAUAGAGCAACUGUACAAAGUUACACAUUCCAGGUAUUUUGUUUGAACUGAUUUAAAAAUUCAUAAAUAAUCUUUCAGAUUCUUCAAGCAAUGUGUUUCUGUCACCAACGUCGUGUGAUUCACCGCGAUCUUAAACCACAAAACUUGCUGGUUGAUACGAAUGGUGUUAUCAAAUUGGCAGAUUUCGGGUUGGCUCGUGCAAUUGGCAUUCCGAUCAGAGUUUAUACUCAUGAAGUUGUCACUUUAUGGUAUCGCGCACCUGAAAUCUUGCUUGGCGCUCAGAAAUAUUCGAUGGGUGUUGAUAUGUGGUCGAUUGGUUGUAUAUUCGCUGAAAUGAUUACCAAGAAACCGCUAUUUCAAGGAGAUUCGGAGAUUGAUGAGUUGUUCAGAAUCUUCAGGUAUUUUUUUUCGAAAAAGUGUGAAAUUAACAAUAUACGGUUUUUCUUCAGAACUCUUGGAACACCGACUGAGUUGGAGUGGAAUGGUGUCGAAUCAUUGCCAGAUUAUCGAAUGACGUUUCCAAAAUGGCGUGACAACUUUUUGCGCGACAAAUUCAUCGACAAAAAGACGAAUACAUCCAAAAUCGACGAUCAGGCAUUCGAUUUGUUACAAGGUUUGCUGAUUUACGACCCAAAACUUCGAAUCUCCGCUAAAAAAUCGUUGAUUCAUCCAUAUUUCGAUGAUGUUAACACAAGAAAUCUGCCAGCUGGCGAUUUUCGAGGUGAAUUACAACUCAAUUAA
Molecule: messenger RNA, 1068 nt
Organism: Caenorhabditis angaria
Lineage: Eukaryota; Metazoa; Nematoda; Chromadorea; Rhabditida; Rhabditidae
Source: the annotation of a GenBank genome assembly